Camelina sativa (false flax) is the source of this 814-nucleotide messenger RNA. Lineage: Eukaryota; Viridiplantae; Streptophyta; Magnoliopsida; Brassicales; Brassicaceae. The record is from RefSeq and is a predicted model, not a curated record.
UGCAUAUACCCAGAUCAACAGGUGCUCAGAAGCAAUUAAGGACUGUCUUAAAUCCAUUGAGAUUGAUCCAAAUUAUAGUAAGGCGUACAGUCGUCUUGGGUUAGCAUAUUAUGCUCAGGGAAAGUAUGCUGAUGCCAUCGAGAAAGGGUUUAAGAAAGCUUUGCAGUUGGAUCCGCAUAACGAAUCUGUGAAAGAAAAUAUCAGGGUGGCUGAACAAAAACUAAGAGAAGAACAGCAACGACAGAGACGCGGUCAGAAUACAAGCACAAGUCACGGUCAAGAACCAGGAAUGGGAGGAGGACAGGGAAUACCAUCUCAGUUCUCAAUGCCUUUAAACCCCGACUUGAUGAGCAUGUUCAUGAACAUGGCGGGAAACACAUUCCCGGGAAAUCAUUCUCAUAACGAGGGAGGAGCAGGAGCAGGAGCAGAUGGAAACAGAAAUGGUUCGGAUGAGCCUGAGAUUCGUUUAGGUGGGAAUAUCAACAUCGAUCUCGGAGGCACAGAGCAAAUGCCAGAAGACAUAUCAGGUGCAUUACGAUCAAUGAUGCAGAUGUUUGGAGGAGGAUCACAGGGAGGCACUGGUUCUAAUAAUCCUCAAUAAUAACGGUGCACAUGGAAGACCAUCUGGGAAUCAACCUUAGAAUCACAUCAUGUGAUUCUAUUCUAUGAUGUUAAUUUCUGAGUUUGUGCUACAAAGACUUUGUUAGGUAUUUGAAUUUUUAACAUAAAAAAUGUAGUGAAGUGACAUGUUAUUACAAAAUGAUGAAGGGAUACUAUUGGCUUCGUGUUGAUAAAACCUUUUUGCAUUACAUUA